UGGCGAAACUGCCGCAGCCGCUCGCCGGGCGAGGGGCUCCGACGCGAGGGGCUGCAUGGAGCUGCCGGUACGGCUCUGCGGGCUGUGGGCGCUGCUUCUCUGCGCCGGUGUGGACGCGGCGCCCAGGGAAACUCAGCCACCGGUGACGAAUUUGAGUGUUUCUGUUGAAAACCUCUGCACGGUAACAUGGACAUGGAAUCCUCCGGAGGGAGCCAGCCCAAAUUGUAGUCUAUGGUAUUUCAGUCAUUUUGGCAACAAGCAGGAUAAGCAAAUUGCUCCAGAAACUCAUCGUUCAAAAGAAGUGCCCCUGAACGAGAGCAUUUGUCUGCAAGUGGGGUCCCAGUGUAGCACCAAUGAAAGUGACAAUCCGAGCACUUUGGUGGAAAAGUGCAUCUCGCCCCCUGAAGGUGACCCUGAGUCAGCUGUGACUGAGCUACAAUGUGUUUGGCAUGACCUGAACUACAUGAAGUGCACUUGGCUCCCUGGAAGGAACACAAGUCCUGAUACUAACUAUACUCUCUAUUACUGGCACAGCAGCCUGGGAAAAAUUCUUCAAUGUGAAAACAUCCAUAGAGAAGGACAACGUAUUAGCUGUUCUUUUACUCCUACUAAAAUGAAGGAUUCCAGUUUUGAACAACAGAGUGUUCAAGUGAUGGUCAAGGAUAAUGCAGGAAAAAUUAGACCAUCCUUUAAUAUAGUGCCUUUAGAUUCUCAUGUACAACCUGAUCCUCCACAUAUUAAAAGGCUCUUCUUCCAACGUGAUGGCUUAUAUGUGCUAGGAAAAAAGUCACAGAAUUUUCGUAGCCGUUGCUUAUCUUAUCAAGUAGAAGUCAAUAACAGCCAAACUGAGAUGCCUUUGAUUUUAUCCGUUGAAGAAUCCAUAUGUGAUCAUUCAAAAUUUGAAGGAAACCUGGAGGGUACAAGUUGUUUCUGGGUUCCUGGUGUUCUUUCUGAUACUUUGAACACAAUCAGAAUGAGAGUCAAAACAAAUAAGAUAUGCUAUAAGGAUGACGAACUCUGGAGUAAUUGGAGUCCAGCGAUGAGUAUAGCUAAGAAGACCAAUUCCACACUCUACAUCAUCUUGUUACUCAUCAUUCCAAUUAUUGUUGCAGGUGCAAUCAUAGUCCUUCUGCUUUAUCUAAAAAGGCUGAAGAUCAUUAUAUUCCCUCCAAUUCCUGAUCCUGGCAAGAUUUUUAAGGAAAUGUUUGGAGACCAAAAUGAUGAUACCCUGCACUGGAAGAAGUAUGACAUCUAUGAGAAGCAAACCAAAGAAGAAACUGAUUCUGUCGUGCUGAUAGAAAACCUGAAGAGAACCUCUCAGUGAUGGGGAUAAUUUAUUUUAACCUUCAAUGUGACCUUGUGAAGAUUCAUCCCAUUUUCUGUUUGUUAUCUGGGAACUUGUUAAAUGGAAACCAGAAUUACUGGACCAUUUAAAAACAGGCAGCUCAUCAGAGCCACAGGUUUUUAUGUUGAGUCAUGCACCAAAAAAAACACAAAAAACAAAAAAACCCAAACCUAACAAUAUUGGGCCCUUUGGAGAAGACAGUAGAGUUAUUCUCACUGAAUUAUAAAAGCAGGCAUCUUUUAUGAAGGUUUCAAACUAGGGGACAAAGCAAAAAGUGUUGAUGACAGUAGAGUUAAUUUUAUCAAGAGAUGUGACAGCUUCCUGAGGGAUCUAUACCUGCUUUGUAUUCUUUGUGUUAAACAACUACCAACUUUUAUUUUUUGGGAAACUCAUUUUUGCAUGCAAAUACUAAUGCUGAACUUGAGUCACAGAGACCACCUAGGAAAUAGAAUCGAAAAGAAAAAAAAUCUCUUAUCUGUUGUUUGGGAUCCCAUUAAGUAAUGUUUGUGACUAUUAAAACUUAAGGGUCCAGAAUCAUCAUCCCUUCAGCAGCAUUUUCCUCUACUUUGAAAGGCCUAGACAUCAGUGUUGGUCAAAACGGGGACAGCUACAGAAAAAGCAGUGGCAUCUUCUUUUACCAAGACCUUUCAAUGUCGUUGCAGGCUUUUAAGGGCAGCAGAGAGAAUAACUUACUGGGUAUUAGAGUUUGAAGCACUGCAUUCUCUAGUGAUAUAUUGUUUUUUCUUCUCCUCUACUAUUCAUAUAAAGUAUUUACUAUGUGUCCAGAUUGUGCUAGGCCACAGGUGUGAGGCACCUCCCUCAAAGGGUUGGGACAAUCUGGUUGGGACUCCUCGAUUCUUACCACUUUCUUUUUCUCCACCAGCCAUUUUUCAGACCUUUCAAGUCCCCAGUUCCCACACCUGAUCUCCCGUUUUGCAUUUUCCCUCAUUGUAGUCUUUUACUUUUCAAUAGAUAUUAGACUAUAAAUCUGCUCAGAAUACCUAGAGGAGCAGGGAGUGAUUUGUAUCUGAGGUAAAUUGUGAAUUGACUGAGAAACAAUGACAAGUUCUUGCAUAUUUUGUAACUUCUAUGUGAAUCUGCAGUUAUUCAAAGGUUUUCAGCAUUUACUGUUUCUCUAUAUAAUUUCUAAAAAGAAAGGAGAUAUUAUCUUCACUUAGAACUUUGCUAUUUGCUUGAUAAAAAGAAUAGUUGUGUUUUCCUCUUUUCCCUUAUGGUCACGAAUAGGUAUUAGCAGGUUUUGUGUCUUGUGUAGAUAGCCAGCAUCCAAGGCUCCAACGUUUGUAUGUAUUUUUUGCAUAUGUUAGGGUUCCAUUCUCACCCAUCCCCACAACAUGUAUAUUCUCUCUACCCUUACUUCCUCCAAAUGUAAAGAACUAUGGAAAUGGCAUUGCCCCUCUGCCUCAGUGUUUCUCUCCUUACACACAUAGACUCAGAUUACUAGUAGGGACUUGAGAAAUUUGUAUUCCCCAAACAUUCACCCAUUUGUAUUUAUCAGAUGGUGCUGCUUGUAAUUCCUACUGUUAAGAGAAGGGAGAUCAGAGAUCCCUGCUCUUCAUAGGUUUGGGGAAAAGUGGAAACCUGCUUGCACUGCAGGGAAGGAGCACUGUGACCCUAGCUUUUCUAAGGAAAUUGGGCUUUAGAUCAAGGGUAAAUGCCAAAGUGUUGCCUCCCUGCACUUUUAUUUUUGAGAUCAGAUUGAGGCUGGGAGACAGGUAUAGAUGUUCCACUUUGUUUUACUGUUCUCUAAAUAUAUACAUACAUACAUAUAUAUAUCUGGUUUUCCUUUGUAGGAAUGAGAUUAUUUCCUAGCCAGGUCUUUUAUAAUUCUGGGAAGCACAAUGCCAAAAUGUCUCACCCAAAACCAUUUUUCCUCUUAUCCUAUUUAGAUGGCAGUGGCGGGGGGUGUGCUUUGAUAUUCUUAUUACCCAAGGAACUACUGGUGCUGACAGUUGUGCAUCAUGGGAUUAGGGAAAUUGUAGUUUGUUCCCAUCCUCUUCUUUUAGCAGUAAAAUAAUUGAGGAAAAGGGGAGCAAUGAGUUGUGGGAGUAGCCAGCUAUGGCUGUUUUAUAAUUGUUGAAAAGUGACCCCCGGAUCUUGGGAGCUCUUGGAGACUUUAAUACAGGGUGGGGCAAAAGUAGAUGUGCAGUUGUUCAUAUGGAAAAUAAUUCAAUAAUUAACAAAUAAUUUUAAUACAAGAAUAAACUCUUUCAUAUACUAACAACUGUAAAUCUACUUUUGCCCCACCCUGUACAUCAGUGGGAUUCUCAUCACCAAAGGAAAUUAGUAGGUUCAUUUACUAUUUUAUGUUUAACCUAUACAGAUAUUUUUCUCCACAUACCUAAGUAAACCUACUGUAAGAAUGUUCAUUCUUAUUCUUUCAUUCAAAUAAGUGUUUUCUUCAUCUGGGCACUAAAGGGAUAUGUGAAACAAUGUUAACAUUUUUGGUAAUGCCUUCAACUAGGGAUCAUUAUGUUUAAUUUCUUAUAGGAACGCUUGAAUAAAAUAAAUACUGUCUUUUUAUA
Messenger RNA from Molossus molossus (Pallas's mastiff bat), 3888 nucleotides. It is a transcript of the gene IL13RA1, whose product is annotated as interleukin 13 receptor subunit alpha 1. The record is from RefSeq and is a predicted model, not a curated record. NCBI's taxonomy places the organism in Eukaryota, Metazoa, Chordata, Mammalia, Chiroptera, Molossidae. Bases 56 to 1324 code for a protein of 422 amino acids. Gene Ontology annotation, biological process: cytokine-mediated signaling pathway. The transcript is spliced from 11 exons. Gene Ontology annotation, molecular function: cytokine receptor activity; protein binding. Gene Ontology annotation, cellular component: membrane; external side of plasma membrane.